Molecule: messenger RNA, 1892 nt
Organism: Fonticula alba
Lineage: Eukaryota; Rotosphaerida; Fonticulaceae
Exons: 3
Coding region: 186-1892 (568 amino acids)
Biological process (GO): GTP biosynthetic process
Cellular component (GO): cytoplasm
Molecular function (GO): IMP dehydrogenase activity
Source: RefSeq, a predicted model, not a curated record
CGACACCCCGCCGGCCACGCCCCCUCCUUUCCACACUGUGCACCCUUGUGUCUCUCCCGAGGACGCCUCUGCCCCCCCGCCCCCUCCUGCGGUCAUCCAUAUACGAGCCAUCACUCGCUCGCACCUUGUUGGCCCCCACCUACACAGCACCCUCCCACACCCACACACGCGCGCGCACAAGUGUCAUGGUCAUUGCCGAUACCAUGAGCCAAACGAAUGACUUCCACCAGUUCUCCAUCGACAUGAAGGAUGGCAUGUCGGCCCCGGAGCUCAUGGCCCAGGGCGGCCUCACUUACAAUGACUUCCUGGUUUUGCCGGGGUUCAUCGACUUCGCCGCGCCCGAGGUGGACAUCUCCUCGCGCUUGACUCGCAACAUCACCCUCAAGUCGCCGUUCGUCUCCUCGCCGAUGGACACCGUCACCGGCGGCAAGAUGGCCAUCGCCCUGGCCCUGGCUGGCGGCAUCGGCAUCAUUCACCACAACUGCUCCAUCGACGAGCAGGUGGCCAUGCUCGAGGAGGUGGCCCGGUACAUUUGGGGCGCGGAGAUUGCCCCGGUGGUGGCCUACCCCGGCAUGACGGCCGGCGAGCUGCGCCUCGGCAACCCGGAGCACACCCAGUACUCGUGGAUCCCGGUGACCCCCACCGGCGAGGUGGACGCCCCGCUGGUGGGCAUCCUCCCGGCCAAGGCCCUGGCUAGCCUGGCCGAGGAUGCCCCGAUCGAUGGCAUCCUCGAGCCUGUCCCGGCCGAGCUGGCCCUGGCCGAAGAGGCCCUCGGGUCGGAUCACCUGGGCCUCUUCCUCCAGCGGGAGUCGGUCGCCGCCCAGGGCGCCACGCACCUGUUUGUCCUCGGCCCGGGGAACACCCUGCGGGCGGCCCUCUCGCGGGCACUCCUCCAGCGCCUGGCCACCCUCCACCCGGAGGGCCAGCCGGCCGCCGGGCAGCGUCUGCUGGUGGGGGCCUCGAUCAGCACUCGCGAGCUGGACUGGCAGCGCUUUGUCGCCAUUGCCCCGCUCAUCCGGGUGGUGGUCAUCGACUCGUCGCAGGGGAACUCCACCUGGCAGGUGGACCUCAUCCGCCGGAUCAAGGCCGCCUAUCCCGGCGGCCAGGUGGAUGUCAUCGCCGGGAAUGUGGUCACUCGCGGCCAGUGCCAGGCCCUGAUCGCGGCCGGGGCGGAUGCCCUGCGCGUGGGCAUGGGGUCCGGCUCGAUCUGCAUCACCCAGGAGGUCCUGGCAUGCGGCCGGCCCCAGGGCUCGGCGGUGUUCCACUGCGCCCACGCCGGGCACCUGAAUGGCCGGGUGCCGGUCAUCGCCGAUGGCGGCAUCUCCAACCUCGGGCACAUUGCCAAGGCCCUGGCCCUGGGCGCGUCGUCGGCCAUGAUGGGGUCCUUCCUGGCCGGGACCACCGAGGCCCCGGGGCGGUUCUUCUUCACCCCGGAGGGCGUCCGUGUCAAGACCUAUCGCGGCAUGGGCUCGCUCGAGGCCAUGGAGGCCAACUCCAAUGCCAAGAGCCGGUACUUCUCGGAUGCCGCCGACAAGUCCGGCGGCGCGACCCCUGUGCUGGUGGAUGCGCUUGAUGAUGACGCUGCUGCCGCUGCCGCUGCCGCUGCCGCUGCCGCUGCCGCUGCCGCUGCCGCUGCCGCCGCCCCCAAGCGCACCCUCGUGGCUCAGGGUGUCUCUGGGGCCCUCAAGGACAAGGGGUCGGUCCUGGACCUGCUCUUCUACCUGCGCGAUGGGCUGCAGCACUCCUUCCAGGACUUUGGCGUUCGCAGCACCGAGCAGCUCCACGAGAAGCUCUACUCGUGCGAUCUGCGCUUCGAGCGCCGGACCGGUGCGGCCAUCUACGAGGGCGGUGUCCACGGUCUGCACUCCUACGAGAAGCGUCUUUUCAAGUGA